AGAGCUGCAGCAACAGCGUCUCAACCUGGGAUGUGCACCAACCCCGGAGAGCGAGAUCAAAGGGACUGGAAACAGACUGGGGACUGGCGGGGGGAGGGGGCCGGCCAGCCUGUGGAGUCCUCCCUGAGAAGCGGAGGGCCCGGCUUCCACCGUGACUCCAGCGGCCUGCUUGGGGUUUUAAUUAUUAUUUUGAAAUUUCUGAAUCGAGCUAGAGCGAGAAAGCGAGAGAUCUCCGUAGACUGCGACUCGCUGGCUCUCGCUCCGAGAUGAUGCAGAGUGCGACUGUCCCCGCGGAAGGGGCUGUCAAGGGGCUCCCGGAGAUGCUAGGUGUGCCGAUGCAACAGAUUCCCCAGUGUGCUGGCUGCAACCAGCACAUCCUGGACAAGUUCAUCCUGAAGGUCCUGGACAGACACUGGCACAGCUCCUGCCUCAAGUGUGCAGACUGCCAGAUGCAGCUGGCGGACAGGUGCUUCUCCAGGGCUGGGAGCGUCUACUGCAAGGAGGACUUCUUCAAGCGCUUCGGCACAAAAUGCACGGCCUGCCAGCAGGGUAUCCCCCCAACCCAGGUGGUCCGCAAGGCCCAGGACUUUGUCUACCACCUGCACUGCUUUGCUUGCAUCAUCUGCAACCGGCAGCUGGCCACGGGGGACGAAUUCUACCUCAUGGAGGACGGGCGGCUGGUGUGCAAGGAAGACUACGAGACAGCCAAGCAGAACGAUGACUCAGAGGCUGGAGCUAAGCGGCCCCGGACCACCAUCACAGCCAAGCAGCUGGAGACAUUAAAGAAUGCAUACAAGAACUCCCCCAAGCCUGCCCGGCACGUGAGGGAGCAGCUGUCCUCAGAGACAGGCCUGGACAUGAGGGUCGUACAGGUUUGGUUUCAGAACAGAAGGGCCAAAGAGAAACGUCUGAAGAAGGACGCAGGGCGGCACCGCUGGGGGCAGUUCUAUAAGAGCGUCAAGAGGAGCCGGGGCAGCAGCAAGCAGGAGAAGGAGAGCUCUGCAGAGGACUGUGGGGUUAGUGACAGUGAGCUGAGCUUCCGAGAGGAUCAAAUUCUCUCAGAACUUGGCCACACCAAUAGGAUUUAUGGCAACGUGGGGGACGUUACAGGCGGACAGUUAAUGAAUGGGAGCUUCUCCAUGGACGGGACAGGACAAUCCUAUCAGGACUUGAGGGAUGGGAGCCCCUAUGGAAUCCCCCAGUCUCCAUCCUCCAUAUCGUCCCUGCCAUCCCACGCUCCUUUGCUCAAUGGGCUGGAUUACACGGUGGACAGUAAUUUGGGCAUCGUUGCGCAUGCAGGGCAGGGAGUAAGCCAGACGCUGAGAGCCAUGGCUGGGGGACCCACCUCUGACAUCUCCACAGGAAGCAGUGUAGGCUAUCCCGACUUUCCAACUAGCCCAGGCUCUUGGCUCGAUGAAAUGGAUCAUCCUCCUUUUUAAACUUCUCUCCUCCCCACCCUACCUGCCCCCCUGGCUUGAGAGAAUAUCUUCAAGGAUCAAAAGAGACUUGCCUUUUAAGGAUGGAAAGUACGCCAAUGUGAAUUUCCAUUAUUUUCAAUGGAAGUCCUCCGCUGAUUCCUAGAAGGCUGUGAGACCACACUAGGGCAUUGUUUCCCUGGGGAAGCAGUGGGAGAGCAGCCUCAUCUCAGAACACAGCACAGGGGGUAAUGGCCUAGAGCUCUAGGGACACUGGCUUGUUGGGUCUCUCCCCUGCUGUUCUGCUUAGGGGCUUGGCUGCUCAGUGCUUUGGUAGCACAAGGUGACUGUGAUAGGCCCCCUUGGCCUUUGGGAACUUUGCUCCAACUGGUGUGUCUCACACAAUGCCUCCCAAAACACUGCUCUCACCAGAACUGAGACUCCUAAGGUAGAGGCCUCACAGCCCUUGAGUAAAAUAAAAGUGAUUUCUGGACCAUCCUUAUUGAACCCUAUAUUUCAAAAUGAAAAGAUCAGUUAUUAAAGGUCAGUGAACACUUUGAUGGCCAGUUUGAUAUUAAAAACAUGCCCCCUCCUUUUUUAUUUUUAUUGUUGCUGUGAAGAUAUGAAUUCUUUCCUACAAACCAGAGAAUAUGAACUUGUUUUGGUUUUUAAGUCCCAUCUAUAUCAUUGACUCUGAUGGCAAGAGGUGGUUUUCAUUGCAGGUGACUGAGGCUGAGCUGAGUAGCCCUGGACCACCGCUGCAGACUGCCUGAGUCGUCCCCUUGGUGCACAGUGUGCCUUCUUCAAUUGCUUGUAUCAUUUAUUCCACAAGACAGGCUGUGGGCUGUAAAAUGAGCAAAACUAAAAUGUGGGGAGAACAAAAUGACAAUCAGUGAACAUUUGUAGACACAUUUGGAUUCCAAACCUGCAGUCUGUUCAGCCAUAUCAGCUGAUGCCAGUCUUCCAGAGUUCCCCAUCCCUUGUAGGGUGAAAUAUUUGGAGUCUGUUUUGAAGGAGUUGGUUUAGAUGAGCUUGCAAGUCUACCCCUCUGCCCCCUUAAUAAUGAAAGCUUUCUCUGGCUGUCCUAGCUGACUCAAUUGGAGGACAGUUUUGGUCAUUUCCAGGAACCAGCAAUUUUUUUUUGGCCUACCUUGGUUGGGAAGAGUAAUUUAGGGAGCAGCCCUAAAAUUUGUCCAAAGGGUUCUAAGUGGUUCUUGGGCUGCAUCUCUCUGGAUUGCUGGCUGGACACCUGCCAUGCCUUGGGUUGCAGUCCCAUGGUCAGAAAGCCAGAACUCUCUGGCCAGUGGUGGUGCAGGGACUCCCCGUUGUGCAGGUUUGCAGUAGCAAAUCACUAAGCCUGAGGCCAGAGCAAGGCCAACCCCCGCUUUACGAGUUGCCACUCCUGCGACAGACUGCACUGCUGUGGGAAAUGCUGUCCUGAAUGGUGCUGCAGCUCCCACCCACCUUGUGCACCCAUCUACCAUCAGGAAGCUCUCCAUGUGCAAACUGGAAUUUAGCCAGCUGGAAUUUAUUCCUGUCCCUCUGGGAAGCUGUGGUUUGCUUCUUCUGGCCUCCCAUUCUCUUAAAUGAGAUCAGCAGAGUAGGAAAGGGUGAGAAGGCAUUGCCUAUCACAUGAAGUGAUGGGGCCAGAGAUCCUAAGGACCCUUCCUUCUACGAAUGGUUGAUCACCUUUUGAGGACUGCAAAGACUUAGGCAUGUCAUAGGCAGACUAAAGGAAGAAUACACAGUUCCUCUUGGACUGCUACAUCUUUUGUAAGCCCUUUUCCAGGACUAAACUAAGUUCAAUUAAGUUCUUUAAAACAGUAAAUUCUGGGAUCAGCCUUCGGGCCCUCUUCUCUGACCAAUUUUAUAGUGUACCCUCAUUUUUUGGUGUGCUACAGUGGUCAUGAUUUUUGCUUGAGAAGUCUGCAAACAUAGACACUUCUCUUGAGGUUCCAUGUUUAUGGAUGAUGUUGUGUUAAUCCUAGCCAAUUCUGUGCUAUUGGGAAUUCUCCAAUCAUGAACAUUGGGGUGGGGAGGAAGACACAAAUGCCAUGUGAGGAAAGGAAAAUGCAGUCGUCUUUUUGGAGGAUGGCUUUUUAAAUACACCCUUCUUAGCAGGCUGCUUAAAAUACACAGGAGAAAAGGCUCUGCUGGGCAAUGAACCAGUUGAAAAGCUGCCCACCCAGAUCACUGUUGCAGGUUGACUAUUUGGCUUAGCAACUCAUGGGAUUUCAGAGGCCCUUGAAGUUUUUGGUGAGUAUAGUGUGGGGGAGAGCAGGCUUUUUAAAAGGCAGGGGGCAUCCUCCUCUGUGUAGCACUAUUUAAGAUCACUGUAAGUUGACCAGUUUUUGUAAGUUAAUCAAUCAUACUAAUUCCCAGUUCAACAGUGGAAGGAGAGGCCUUCCUCAUUUAUACUAAUAUAAUAAAUCUCUUGAGGAACUCAGUGAGCAGUUGACGAGGUCAAUAGUUCUUUGGCGUCAGUAGGGCUGGUUAGCUGGAAAAACCCUUGAGAGCACUGGCCUGAAAACCAGGAGAGCUUUGUUUUCCAGAGCCACCUCCCCAGAAAGCAGCAAACAAACAUUGCUGCCUGUUUAGAAGCACAGCCACAGUAGGUCUAAGAUUUUAAAUGGAUCUCCCUACAGGUUGGGUUAGCAUUAUGGGUGAGCUGGUGCCACUAAUGAGCCAUUGCAUGACAAGACUCUUCUGGGGUUGGAAAUGGAGAAAAGCCGGGCAUUCAUUAAUUACUUUUAGCUUCUCUUAGAGGCACUCCUCUAUUGCUUGGAAGUCUAUUAUGGGGUAUAAGGUGCUACAUGGUAGCUGUUUCCCCCCUUGCUCAAAUGACAUGGAUGAAUUUUAAAAAUGAAAUGAGACCUUCUAGAGGCAACCAUUAUCUGCAGUGCCUGGCUGGUCGACUUUAGAGUAGGAAGCUCUUGAAUCCAGGAGCAAAUUAGUUAAAACCCCAAGUUCCAGUGGUAACUGGUAUAAGCAAAAUGGAAACUGAGGGGCUAUGGAGGAAUCUCUGUUUGUUGGAACGUAAUGAAACCAUGGAGGAAAUACCAGAUUUAAGGGCUAAGAAGCUGGCCCGAUGGGUAAAUCAGUGUUGGGAGUCAGGUUCUUGGCCCUUCAAGGACUUGCUAUGCAACCUCAGGCAAAUUCCUGUCAGUCUUUGUGCUUUCUCUUUCUUGUCUCAUCUGACAGUUAUGAAUAUAACGUAAAAUAAAGAUCAACUAUCAUUGAUAACACUGUUCCUGCAAAUGAAUACUGUGAAACAUCAGGGAAAGAGGAAAAAAUUAAGACACAAGAAAAGCAUUUGGCAGUGUCCUUAAACUUUUUUGGGGGGGGGCAGUGUAAAACAUGAAACCUAGUAAGAUAAUUGGGCCAUUAGAUCUUCAUCAUUAAACUCACUUUGCAAGGAAGUGUAAGAAAUCUGUAAAACAAGAGACAUUCCUAUCUCAGAAGCUCAAGCUGGUGAUUUCCAACUGCCUCUUUACAGGAGGGGGCUCAAGGCUUCUGAUGAGCAAAGGCUGUGUGUUGUAUGACAGUCCACUCUCUGCACCUACACUUCCACAUGCCAUGACUGACAACUUGGUUAUAACCAUGAAAAUAAUGACCAUACCUCCCCAGCCAGCAGGGUCUGGAAGGCCUGAGGAGGCUCAUUUUUAAACACUGCACUUUAAAAAUUGGAAACCGUGAGAUGAAGAAAAAUUCAAUUAAGCGGAAAUGAGUUUUGUUUUAUUGCCUGCUGCUGAAGGGCUCUGGGCAUGCUGAAAGCUAAAUGAAAAGCACAUCACUGGCUCUCUCUUUCUUGGAUUGGUCAAUUGGCCCUUUUUGCAGUAGUUGCUCCAACUGUUCUAAACACAGUGAGUGACUGGAGCCAAAAAGAGAGAGCUCAGCAAAGCCAUCCCAUCCACACUCUGCUUGGUAGGACCACACUAAAAGCACAGUUUCAUGCUGCUAGCUCUGGUAAGGAGACAGCUGCAGGUUUGGGAGGUGCACCAAGCAUUCCUUUGCUUAGGGAGGCAGAGCACAGGUGAACAGAGGAAGGACACCCCCACUCUCAUCUAUUGCCCACUGAAAGGCAAGAAUCACACCAACUUUCCCACUUGAGGACUGUGUUCAGCCAAACAAGCAGGUUCAGGGCUGCGGGAUUCCAGAAGUUGCUCUGAGCUUGCAAUCAGACCUCAAAGCCCCAGAUCCCCUCAGCUCUGGAUCGUUGCCCUCAUCCUUCACAAUGUAAAUUUUGUACAGUUAAAGAGAAAUGAAGUCUCGUUUCCUGGGGAAAGAAAAAAAAAAAAGAAAAAAAAAAAAGGACCCACCCAUCCUUAUUUAUUGCCAUAUGACUUUGGAAAACAGAAGCUGGUGCGUUUGUUUGUAUAUGCCUCCUGUGUGUUGGCAUGAGAUGUGUACGGUAAAAUUAUGUAAAAUAAAUAUGGAAAUUCUUUAGA
Gorilla gorilla gorilla (western lowland gorilla) is the source of this 5863-nucleotide messenger RNA. It is a transcript of the gene LHX4, whose product is annotated as LIM homeobox 4. The record is from RefSeq and is a predicted model, not a curated record. The transcript is spliced from 6 exons. Gene Ontology annotation, cellular component: nucleus. Gene Ontology annotation, molecular function: RNA polymerase II transcription regulatory region sequence-specific DNA binding; DNA-binding transcription factor activity, RNA polymerase II-specific; zinc ion binding. The coding region runs from base 267 to 1439 and encodes 390 amino acids. Gene Ontology annotation, biological process: neuron differentiation; regulation of transcription by RNA polymerase II. Lineage: Eukaryota; Metazoa; Chordata; Mammalia; Primates; Hominidae.